AUGCCCCCCUGGCUGGGGCGGGGCGUUGGGUUGGCUGGGCCGCCGUCACGCAGGCUCGGGGCGGCUAGAGGGAGGGAGAGAGCAGGGCAGCGGUCGCUAGGCAGCAUGGAUUUGACAAAUAUUGCCAUAUGGGUUACUACCGUAGUUGUUAUUUUCAUCACCGCAGUAGUGACCAAGAUUAUUGUAACCGGAAGAAGGGCUACGUUUCAGCCAGGUCUGCAAGCAAUGGUUCAUGACCAAUAUAGAGCGUUGGGGAGUGUGUUCACUUUAAGAUUCUUCAGAGUGAACAUUACACUCUUAGUUGGGCCUGAGGUCUUGGAUCAUUUUUUUCAAGGGUUAGAGUCAGAGAUUAGUCAUGGUAAUACGCUGGAUUUCAUUGUGCCCAUGAUUGGGAAAGAGGUUGGCUUUGGUGUAGAUCUCGCCACCCGCAAUGAGCAGAUGCGGUUCCACAAUGAUGCACUGAAACUGUCAAAGCUACGAAGUUACAUGGAUCCAAUGCUUCAUGAAGUAGAGGAUUACUUUGCAACAUGGGGCCAGCAGGGUGUAGUUGAUUUAAAACAUGAGUUUGAGCAACUACUCAUGUUAAUCUCAAGCCGAUGCCUUCUUGGGAGGGAGAUCCGGGAGAACAUGUUCGACGAGGUCCACACGUUGUUUCGUGAGCUCAACGGCGGCAUGAGUCUAGCCAGCGUCUUGUUCCCUUACGCCCCAACUCCGACGAACCGCCGGCGUGACAGAGCACGGGCCAAGCUCUCGAAGCUAUUCACUGAGGUCAUGAGAUCACGCAAGAGCUCAAACCGGACCGAAGGGGAUGUUCUACAGAAUUUGAUAGAUUCCAGGUACAAGGAUGGCCGCCCCACAACCGAAGCGGAGGUCACUGGCCUCGCCAUCAUGCUGCUCUUUCUUGGAAAGCACACCACCUCCGUCACUAGCACCUGGACCGGAGCUCGCCUGCUCACCAAUGGUAAGUGGCUGACAGCAGCCAUUGAGGAGCAAAAGGAGAUCACUAGGACACAUGGGGACCGGAUAGACUACAACGCGCUGCUACAGAUGGAUAUCCUGCGCCGUUGCAUCAAGGAAGCCCUGCGUAUGCACCCUUUGUUACCACUGUUUCCUCGCAAGGUGCACAAGAGCUUCACGCUGCGGACCAAAGACGGCGCUGAGUAUGAGAAUCCGGGAGGGCACACGCUUGUAAGCCCUGCACUGUUCAACAACUACCUGCCCUACAUCUACAAGGACCCUGGUGUGUAUGACCCGGACAGGUUUAGUCUGAACAGAGUGGAAGACAAAGUUGGUGGCAAGUUCUCUUUCACGGGGUUUGGUGGUGGAAGGCAUAGCUGUGUCGGGGAAGCAUUUGGGUAUAUGCAAAUCAAGGUGAUAUGGAGCUAUUUGCUUAGAAAUUUUGAGCUCAACUUGGAGUCUCCUUUCCCUGGGACAGACUGGAGCAAGCUAGUGGCAUCGCCCAAAGGAAAAGUAUUGGUGGCUUAUAGGAGGGUGGCAGCUGCCUAG
Messenger RNA from Miscanthus lutarioriparius, 1506 nucleotides. Lineage: Eukaryota; Viridiplantae; Streptophyta; Magnoliopsida; Poales; Poaceae. The record is from the annotation of a GenBank genome assembly.